Molecule: messenger RNA, 1053 nt
Organism: Aspergillus puulaauensis
Lineage: Eukaryota; Fungi; Ascomycota; Eurotiomycetes; Eurotiales; Aspergillaceae
Exons: 3
Coding region: 1-1053 (350 amino acids)
Biological process (GO): DNA-templated transcription
Cellular component (GO): RNA polymerase III complex; nucleus
Source: RefSeq, a predicted model, not a curated record
AUGUCACAACCACGAACCGCAACACCCCCCUCCAACCCACCCCGAACAACAGCAGAGCCCGGCACGACCACCGCCACCUCCUCAGAAGAAGACCCCGUCAUCGCCUCCUACGACAUCUACCUCACAAACUCCGACAUCAGCCGGUACGUCCUGCAAUACCUCGACCGUCCAGCAGGGCACGCAUACGACGAAACAAACGGGCAGAAACCCACGUCUUUGCGUCUGAAGCGCGAUACGGGCCUGGUCGAGGUCGACGUGCCGAUUAACACGCGGCUGAACUAUGAUAUUGGGAAGGGUGUCAAGUACGGGGAUGCGUUGAAGAAGAGUAAAAGUGCGCGCGAGGGCGGGGCGUAUGGUAUGGCUGGUGGAUUUAGCGUUAGUGGGCAGCAGGGAGGCGGACAGGGACAGGGGAAGGUUAAGGCAGAGGAUAUGAAGGCGGAGGAAGGGGUGAUGGGGAUGGCGCCUGGGGAUCAGACGCCGUUGUUGAAGGUGCAGACUCUGGGUGGACGGAUUAAGACGCCUGAGGAUGGGGAUCCGGUUUAUAUGCUUGCUGCGUUUCGGGGGAGUAAGCUACAUCUUUCUCCGGUUACGGCGGUUGUACAGUUGCAUCCACAGCUUCAUCAUCUCGAUGCGAUGGAUGAGAUGCCGAAGGGACGGUCUGGGAAAGGUCGAAAAGAGGGCGAGGAAGAGCGGCCCGAGGCGGACGCUAGAGCCGUUGAUGUCAAGGUUAAGGGCGCGGAGGAUAGGGAUGUCACGGUGCCGGGAAAUCUUGACCUCUUGAAGAGGAUGCAGGAUGAGCGGUGGAAGGGCUACGACUGGGUUGAUGCCGAGAACGAGGAAUCGUGGCAAAUAUACGACAAUUACAUGAUGCACCAGGAUGUGGAAGAGCUGCCGCAGCUUGAAUCUGCGAUCAACGGCGAGGACUAUCUCGAGAAGAUGAGCGCGCCGCGGAUCGACCCGGCGCGGCCGGAGUUGACUGGGUGGGCAAUGAAGCAGAACCGGAUGAAGCAGAGGGCUACAGAAUCAUCGGGAAGCAGCACUGAGGAGGGCUAG